AUGCCCAAGAAAUUCGUCCCACGACAGAGGAAGCACAAGGUGCUCGCAAGGCAAAAGGCCAGCGCAGGUGCUCAGGACGACGACGCUGGUUCGGCCCAGGUCGACAGCAAUGCGCUGGAGAUUAUCCCUUCCAAGAAGGAUGUGGAAACGAAAAGGCUUAGAGACGAGCUGAAGGAUCAGGGCGUCAAAGUUACUGGGCAGAAGGCCAAGCGACUGGAGAAGUACAUCGACAACAAACUCAAGAAGGACGAAAACCGUACCCUGCUGGCCAAGUUGGCCAACAACAAGGUCGACACUAGUUUGUUCUUCAGCACUCGCAACCUGGGCCAGGGCAAGGAAACGAAAAAGCAAGGAUUGAAAAGGGCCCACAAGGAGCACCAAGCUGGCCUUCGUGACGACGAGGACGAUGAGCUGUUCGAGAAGCGCGACAGCCCGGACAGCGAUUAUGAAGUGUCAGCCGACGAGCAGGAGGCCCCAAUUCCCUCAUCCUCCAAGACCAACGCAAGCCAGAGCAGCGCUGCAGACGUUAGCAGUGCGCCUUCCACAGCACCUCAAGUUACAAGCGCACCUCCGAGCACUUCUGUGCAACAGACGCUGCAAGUCGGCUCUGGGUUGAAGCGACCCUUGGAACUGGACGAAAGUGGACGUCCGGUCAUUCAGAAACGUCAAAAACGUGGCGGUGUUGCCUCUAAGUUCUCGACCUCGAAUUUUGUUCAGCCGAAGCACUCUGAGCCCAAUGUCGCACCCACAUCCACCUCAGAGGACGAAUGGAGUGGAUUAAGUUCCGAUGAGGCAGACUCAGAUGAUUCCGAAGGCGUCGAAGGAGAAUCAGGGGGCGAAGAGGAGGAUGAGUCGGAGGUUUCGGAUGAACAAUCCAGCUCCGAAGACGAGGAGAUGUCCGACGACGGCAGUGAUGAUGAUGGUUCGACUGGUGGGCCAGACGAGAAGAGAGAACGCUCCUCCGCAUUCAAGGCAUGGGCCCAUCAACAACGGAACGAGGCCCUGGGAUACAAACCGGUAGAAUCGACAUCCGCUUUGCUGGACCUUCCGGUCAUCAAGGACUUCCAGCCGCGACCCCUAGAGCAAGAUCCCCUACCCCUCGAGUUGCAGCCAACGGAAAACCUCGCAAGAAAAGCGUAUAGUGUCACGGUCGCAAGGUCGACAGAGAUACAGGAAGCAAGACUAAAACUGCCUGUUGUGGCGGAGGAGCAAAAAAUCAUGGAAGCGAUCCACAACAACAACAUUGUGGUCGUUUGUGGUUCAACUGGUUCUGGAAAGACAACUCAAGUGCCGCAAUUUCUUUUCGAGGCCGGUUAUGGAUCUCCCAACUCUCCGACGCCCGGCCUGAUCGGCGUGACCCAGCCAAGAAAGGUGGCCGCUGUCAGUAUGUCGAAGCGAGUGGGACAGGAACUGGGAGACCAUGGCCAGAAAGUUGCUUAUCAGAUUCGAUUCGAGGGUACGGCGGACGAGAAGACGGCGAUCAAGUUCAUGACAGAUGGUGUGCUUCUCCGCGAAGUCUCCAGCGAUAUCGCUCUGCGCAAAUACUCAGCUGUGAUUAUCGACGAGGCCCACGAGAGAAGCGUAAACACAGACAUCCUUAUUGGAAUGUUGAGUCGUGUGGUCAAGCUGCGGCAGGAACUGGCGGACGAAGAUCCAACAGUCCAACCCCUGAAGCUUAUCAUUAUGUCGGCAACCCUGCGUAUAGACGACUUGACCAAGAACCCAACCUUGUUCCCGACGCCGCCACCCGUCUUAGAUGUCGAGGGACGGCAAUUUCCUGUUACAAUACAUUUUGCACGCCAGACGCGGCACGACUAUGUAGAAGAGGCUUUCAAGAAGAUCACAAGAGGACACAAGAAGCUACCUCCCGGCGGCAUGCUCGUGUUCCUCACAGGCCACGACGAGAUUUCACGUUUAAGCAAGAAGCUUAGAGAAGCGUCAGGGGGGAUGAGCACGGCAGCUUACCCAAAGGUUCGGAUAUCUGCCAACGAUGCGCCGCUUGAGGUGGAAGAUAUCGAGUUCGGGCAAACAAACGACGCUACCCAAGAUGAUUACGACGAGAUUAACUUUAUCGACGAGGAAGAUGGGGAAGACGAAGAGGAUGACGACAAGGAAUUUGAUAUCCCGGACGAGGAAGCAGGAACAGGUCCUCUGAAGAUGCAUAUUCUGCCCCUUUACUCUCUUUUGCCGACGCGAGAACAGAUGCGGGUAUUUGAUCCACCACCAGAAGGCUCGCGACAGAUCAUAUUGGCGACCAACGUUGCCGAAACAAGUUUGACGAUUCCUGGCAUCCGCUACGUCUUCGACUGCGGACGAGCUAAGGAAAGGCGUUUCGACAAAGAGAGUGGUGUUCAGAGCUACCAAAUCGGCUGGAUCAGCAAGGCGAGCGCAAACCAAAGAUCUGGCCGUGCUGGACGUACAGGCCCCGGCCAUUGCUACAGGCUGUACUCCUCCGCAGUAUACGAGAGGGACUUUGCUGAAUUUGCUGACCCAGAGCUGCUCAGAAUGCCAAUUGAGGGCAUCGUACUGCAACUCAAGGCAAUGAGACUCCAGCACGUGGUCAACUUCCCCUUUCCAACACCCCCCAACAGACAGAGCCUGGCCAAGGCCGAGAAGCUGCUGACCUACCUCUCUGCCAUCACACCCGAGGGUCAGGCAACCGACAUCGGAUCUACCAUGGCCAGAUUCCCUUUGCCGCCUCGUUUCGCCCGUAUCCUUCUCAUUGGGCACCUUCACGAUUGCAUGCCCUAUACGAUUGCAUUGGUGGCUGGUCUCUCGGUUGCAGAGAUAUUCAUUCCGGAGAACGUUGCCAUACCCACUCUCUCCGAUCGGGAAGAAGGGGCUUACCGCACUAACGAGGACGUCAUCGCCGAGACCCAGCAGGCGCGAGCAAGGCAAAAGUUCAAUCAGGUCCAUAGGAACUUCCGCUCCCUAGACGACGCAUCUGAUGCGAUCAAGCUGCUUCAGGUCGUUGGAGAGUUCGCCCAUGAUCCCACCGAACAGUUCUGCGAGAACCACUUUGUCAGGUUCAAGGCCCUCCAGGAGACCCAGAAGCUUCGGAAGCAGAUCACCAGCCUUUUGCAGAAGGAUAUCCCGGCGUUUGCCAACCUGACCUACCAGGACAAGCUGGACCGCCCAUCAGCAAAGCAAAUCACGGCUCUCAAGCAGAUGGUGGCCGCCGGAUUCAUUGAUCAGGUCGCCAUCCGCAGCGACCUGGCUCCUGUGCCUCCUGAGAUGCACCGCAAGCCCCGCCGCGCCAUCGACGUCCCCUACGUACCACUGCACCCCAUCGACGCGCUCGGCGACGACACCAUGGACCGGUCGGUCUACAUCCACCCGAGCUCGUCGCUCGCGCACUUCAGCCCGCAGGAGUGCCCCGAGUACAUCGUGUACGCGCAUCUGCAACGCGCCACGCCGGGGGUCGACGCCGUCAAGCAGCCGAGGGCGCGCAUGAUCGCGCUGUCGGACAUCACGGGGGCGCAGCUCGCGGCGCUGGCCAAGGGCACCCCGCUGCUCAGCUACGGGAAGCCCAUCAAGGAGGUCAAGACGGAUGACCCGGCCGUGAGGGAGGCCUAUGUGGUGCCGUAUCUCCGGGCCGAGAAUACAGGCGGCCAAGGGUGGCCUCUGCCGGUCAAGAAGAUCGUGCAGAAGAGGAUCGCUGGCAAGGGUUGGGUUGCGCAAUAA
Neoarthrinium moseri is the source of this 3684-nucleotide messenger RNA. RefSeq lists its product as uncharacterized. Gene Ontology annotation, cellular component: intracellular anatomical structure; nucleolus. NCBI's taxonomy places the organism in Eukaryota, Fungi, Ascomycota, Sordariomycetes, Amphisphaeriales, Apiosporaceae. Gene Ontology annotation, molecular function: ATP binding; RNA binding. Gene Ontology annotation, biological process: maturation of SSU-rRNA from tricistronic rRNA transcript (SSU-rRNA, 5.8S rRNA, LSU-rRNA). Bases 1 to 3684 code for a protein of 1227 amino acids. The transcript has a single exon. The record is from RefSeq and is a predicted model, not a curated record.